ACUGACUUGUUAUACUCGGCAUUCGGUUGCCUCUACUCGCCCACUAGCACAAUGGAAGCGAUGGGAACCGCUAAAAGAAAAACAGUUGUCCGGCUCAAUGUCUAUGAUAUGUACUGGCUCAAUGACUACGCAUCCAACAUCGGCGUCGGCAUUUUCCAUUCGGGUAUCGAGAUUUUUGGAGUUGAAUACGCAUAUGGAGGUCACCCGUAUCAAUUUUCUGGAGUCUUUGAGAACUCGCCACAAGACGCCGAAGAGCUCGGAGAAACAUUCAAAUUCAAAGAGUCGAUUGUCGUCGGAGAGACAGAACAUAGCACAACAGAUGUUCGUAGAUUGAUCAAAGCACUCGGAGAGGACUUCCGUGGAGAUCGGUACCAUCUGAUAUCUCGAAACUGCAAUCACUUCAGCGCAGUUCUGGCUCGUGCUCUGACCGGAAAAGAGAUUCCAGGAUGGAUUAAUCGUUUGGCUAACUUGAGCGGAAGUAUUCCUUUCCUUGAGAAAUGCAUUCCACAAGAAUGGCUCACCCCAAUUGUACUUCAAGCAUCGGUUGAUGAAAAGAAAAGAGGAUCUGUGGAUUCUGCAGAAGAAGCAACAGAGAAGCUUGUAGUUCGAUCGCUGAACGACUCUCGCACAACUAUCAUUGAUAACCGUACCGCAAACGGAAGCAUUAUGAUGUCAGCUACCUCAUCGAACUCGGAUCGUAUCUGUAUGUCUCCAUCCUCUUCUUCUUCUUCUGCUUCCUCCUGUGAUACUCUCGAUUAUGACGAUCUGAUUGUUCAAACUCCUUCAUCAUACUCAAAUGAAAAGAAAUCGCGCAGCAACUCUCCACCGAUCUUCCGCUUCUGGAAUACUAUCAAAGCAACUAUUAAUGGAACACAACAAACGGCUCCUACUGGAACUGCGACUGUGAUUCCUGCCUCAGCUGCUUCCAACAUCGGCAGAGCUAGUACCACUAACGGGGCUACAAGUAACGGACUCGCAAAGCCAACGUAUUCUGAAUGCUAG
This is a messenger RNA of Caenorhabditis briggsae, 1002 nucleotides long. The transcript has 3 exons. Gene Ontology annotation, biological process: protein deubiquitination. The annotation marks the transcript as partial. Gene Ontology annotation, molecular function: deubiquitinase activity. Lineage: Eukaryota; Metazoa; Nematoda; Chromadorea; Rhabditida; Rhabditidae. The record is from RefSeq and is a predicted model, not a curated record.